Molecule: messenger RNA, 2898 nt
Organism: Parascedosporium putredinis
Lineage: Eukaryota; Fungi; Ascomycota; Sordariomycetes; Microascales; Microascaceae
Source: the annotation of a GenBank genome assembly
AUGACCACCCCCGGUCGCCACGGAAAGGUCGUCGCCUUCGAGGGAUCCUCCGACUCCUCCGUUUGCACCCAGCUCCGACUCCUCCCCGUGUCACCCCAGAUCCUCAUCCUACCCUCCCUCGAGAACUACCUACUCCCAUCCGACCCUCGGGACCGGGACCCCGCCCGGUUUCACGCUCCCACCUUUGUCCGAAGUGUCCACGAUGCCGCCGCCGCGCGCAUGACCGCCGCCCUCUCUUUCCUCAACGAGGGCAGCCCCGACGCCAAACGACUCGUCUUCCUCAACGGCGGCACCCCUCCGCCUACGCCCUCUGCAUCCGCGCCAUCGCCGAGAACGAGACGGCUGGGGACGUGGCAAGGGCCGAGGACCGCCUCCGGACCCUGCAACAGAAACAACGACGACGACGACAAAGACCCCAGGGCUCGGAAAACGGCCCCGCUCCUGCUCGUACUCGCGCCGGCAGUCUCGGGCAGCGACGAGCUGCGCUUCCUCGAAUCCUUCUUCAUCCACGAUCCCAUCACCACGGCCAUGCGCGCGGCCGACGCCCUCGACCGGCAGACCGAGUCUCUGCAGCCGAGCACCGUCCUGGACCUAACGCCCGCGGCGACCGCGAGACGGCCGCGGCCGCGCAGCAUGAGCCUCCCUAUUUACGGCUUCCUGGAUAACUUGGGCGAUUCCGCGCCCUUCUUCGUUUUCGGCGCCCGCUCGGAUAAGCUCAUGUCGGGGGACGAGUCGAGCCCCCGCCUCGCCAUUACGAGUUUCUACGACGAGCCCGACGACACCGACGGCCUCGAUUCGUGCCUCGCCUCCCCAUCUCGCACCGCCCGUCGAGCUGCCUGGGCGAAACACCGUCGUCUUUGGCGAAGCCUCCAUCCUGCGCAUGUCCUCUUCGCCGUCCCGCUCCCGGCGCGGCAGCCUGCGGAGGGCCACCUCCUCGAUAGAGCCAGCACCCGAAGCGGCGCGCGCCUCCUGGAGCUGUCCCUCCGCCUCUCGUCGACCACCACGCAGAUCAACCACUGGUUCGAGGACCUCGACGACAUCAAGCGAUUUUCCAACCCCAACGUCGGGAGCGACAAGGCGGCGCCCGCGUCGCCGUCUUCGGUGAGCCCCAGCUACGGCGGCGGCGGCCUCCCCACGUCGUCGGCGUUUGUGGUUCGGCCCGCCACGGCGACCCCAUCCUCAGGCACGGAUGCAGAGGUCGCGCCCUCGGUCGCGCGGGCUAGUAUCGAGCCGGUUUUGCCGUUUACGGAGGAUCUCGUCGUGUAUUUCAAAAACGGGCGCCCCGAUUCCGUGCUGGACCGCGUCGUCCGGUCGUUGAAGCGCAACACUGCGUAUGGCAAGCAGCAGCCGCCUGUAGUGCCUGUAGUAGCUGACGUUCAGCGCGAAGAGAGGAUCCGCACACCAGCACGUCCCGUAGUAACACCCACAAAGCAAGAGUCGCCGCCGGUCCGGACUGUUCGUGCGUCUCCCUCCAUCCAGACCACCAGCACCACCGACAACGACGAAUACGACCCGUUUUCCUACCAGAACCAACCCUCAUGGAUGUCAACAAGCCGCCUCACAAUGUCAACGACCAUCACGACCAAAACGACAAUCUCAUCCCCUGGCGCGCAACAACGCCCGUUCGCCCACCCACGCCCAUCGUCAUCCCGCAUCCACGAGUUCGACGUGACAGGCAGCCCCACCGCCCUCGCCGUGCAAAACGGGCUCCGGUCGCUUCUCAGCAAGCGAUUUCCCGCGGCCGAGAACGGAUUCCGCCAGUUUAGCUUCCAUCCCCUCCCCGAGCUCGACGGUUUCUGGAGGCCCAUUUUCCCGGGUGCCGUCCGCGACCGCGACGCCCGCCCGGGGCAGGACGUGGCCAACAGCAGCAGCAACAACAGUAGCGUCAGCGUCAGCGGCGGACGCAUCGUCGACCAAAUCAUCGCCUUUGGCGCCCAGACCGGCGUCCCCGAGACUUCGUCUCCAGCCAGCCGCCUCGACUUCCGGUACCUCGUCGCCAACGCCAUGCAGGCCUUCACCGCACAGCCCCUCGCCAAGCAGACGGACGAGAACCCCUUUGCGAACCCCUACCUCCUCGCCACCCUCGUCAUCCCCCACCUCGAAACCUACCUCGCCGCCCACUGCGAAGUCCGCCUCCUCGUCCUCGAGUACCCUUCGGAGCACCUCGCCACCGUCCUGGCCAUGCAGCGCCUCCUCGGCCUCGACCUCAUGAAGGUGGCCCAAAUCAUCGCCGCGGACCAUCAUUCCGCGUCCGGUAACCACCUCUUCGGACCCUUGCGCGGCGCCCGGAGCCAGGAGAGCUCGCGGUCCGCCACGCCCACCAAGUGGCCCUCGACGCACUACUACGGCGUAAGCUCUUCGCCCUCCCGCUCCGCCGAGAACCUCACGCCCGCGACGGCAAACUACCUUCUCACAUCCCGAGCCACCGAGGCCGAGGUGUCCACCUUCCUCUCCACCAUUUCCGCCGUCCUCGCGGCCAUCUCUCCGCUGUAUGCCGACAGCUACUACUACGCCGGCGGCCUCCAUCACCAACAUGAGCAGUCUCGACGACUGGACUCGGCCGGCUCAGCAGGCCCCUCCUCCAUGGGCAGCCCCGCCAUGUCCCCUCCUCCCUCGGGUGCCACGUUUUCCGCCAUCCCGCACUUGACCGUCUCGUCCCAGAGCCCGCUCCUCUCUCCGGCUUCCCUGCCCCACUACGGUACUUCGUCCCCUAGCAUCUACCGCAGCGCAAAGCACCUGCCCCUCGAACCCGAGGAUGAGGGCGUGGGCCUGGAUAUCGACGACGGCUCGGACUACGAGGACCUGGAGGAGAAGAGACUGAUGCCCAUCUUCAUGAGGAGAUCCACGGCCAGGAAGAGCGACAGCCAUAAAGCGUUGAAGUUUUUGGGCUUGGCUUGA